This is a messenger RNA of Cottoperca gobio, 1928 nucleotides long. RefSeq names its product forkhead box B2 (gene foxb2). The transcript has a single exon. NCBI's taxonomy places the organism in Eukaryota, Metazoa, Chordata, Actinopteri, Perciformes, Bovichtidae. The record is from RefSeq and is a predicted model, not a curated record. Gene Ontology annotation, molecular function: DNA-binding transcription factor activity, RNA polymerase II-specific; RNA polymerase II cis-regulatory region sequence-specific DNA binding. Bases 404 to 1360 code for a protein of 318 amino acids. Gene Ontology annotation, biological process: regulation of transcription by RNA polymerase II; anatomical structure morphogenesis; cell differentiation.
GACUGGAGCAUCGCACAAGAGGAGAGGAGCACACACCACACACAAACUGGCCCCUCGCAUCCUUCAACCGCCUCGCAUCCUUCAACCGCCGCUGAAACAGGAGGGAACUGAGAGGACCUCUUGACUUUUACGCGCAGAGACUGACUUUUACGCACCACGCCAAGAGAAACUUUAUUGGGAUGCAGGAGACUCUCACGGGUCUUACCUGACAGCAGCGGGCCUCCAGGCUACUGUAUUAAUAGAAAACACGAAGAUUCACCAGCGUUUUAUCUGAUGGCUCAAAACUUUGGAACAGAUCUGUCAGAUGGAGACUGAUAUGAAAGCUUAAAAUAUAGCAUUUAAAAUAUAACUUUAAAGGCUGUUUUAUUUAAUAAUUUCAACUUCUACAAAACAGUAACCAAUCAUGCCUCGUCCUGGGAAGAACUCUUACAGCGACCAGAAGCCCCCAUAUUCCUACAUAUCACUGACAGCGAUGGCUAUCCAGAACUCAUCCGAAAAGAUGCUGCCUCUGAGUGACAUUUACAAGUUCAUCAUGGACCGUUUUCCGUAUUAUCGAGAGAAUACCCAACGAUGGCAGAAUUCCCUGCGACACAACCUCUCCUUUAACGACUGCUUCAUCAAGAUCCCUCGGCGGCCUGAUCAGCCCGGGAAAGGCAGCUUCUGGGCUCUGCACCCGGACUGCGGUGACAUGUUUGAGAACGGCAGCUUCCUGAGGAGAAGGAAGCGCUUCAAGGUGCUUCGUGCUGAGCAAAUGGCCUGCAAGAGCUCCCCGAUGAUGCAUUACUUUCACCAUCACCACCACCCGGGCAGCAAGCUGGGCACAGCAUCCGGCCACCAUGAGCACUCACCCGGCCCGACAGCCACCGUGGGUCGGCUCCCUCACUUUCAGGGUUACGGGGGCAUUACUUGCGCACAGUCCGGCGGGUUUAAACACCCAUUCGCCAUCGAGAACAUUAUAGGACGGGACUACAAGGGUGUGAUGGCCAGCGGGCUCCCCCUCACCUCGGUCAUGCAUCACCUGGGUUACCCGGUGCCCCCCCAGCUCAGCAGCGUGGUCAACUCCAUGUGGCCGCACGUCGGGAUGCUGUCGGAGUCCAUGGGUGGCGUGCACGUACCCGCAUCAUCCGAGUACGCGCCCUUCAGCGUGUCAGCAAAGGGCCUUUACCACAAUGCCAACGGGCAAACCCUGCCCGCCGUUCCCGUGCCAAUAAAACCCACCCCAUCCCUGGGUCCCGUGCCCAGUUUGACGGGGCUGCAGUCCGGCACGGCCCAUCUUUGCUCACCGGUCUCAGUGAUGGAGAAAAGCGAUCUGCUAGAGGGGAAAGGAAACCCUCUACACCCGGCUCUCCUGCUGUCCUAACCGGGUAAAUUGCGGGUCAUUUUUGAAAUGUAACGCAAACAAGAAGGACAUUGUUAUUGCAUAAAGUAAGAAAGAAUAGUCAUAUCAGCAGCAUCAUGGUUUAAGUGAAGUGCAGCUGUUGGAGAGUUGUAAAACCUAAGUUUAACAUUGUGUUGUGUAAUGAAUUUUUCAUUAGACCCAUGUUGAUUGAAAUCAUAAUUUAUUUGCACAAUUUGUGAGGGCAUUUACCACAUACUGUAAUGUGGCACUGAUAAAUACAAUCAGACAAGUAGCGCUGAACCCAAAGAAAGCUUUGAUUUAGGAGACAAACAGUCCAAAGUUCUUUCCAAAUGCAAACCAACAACUCUGUUUGUAUAUUUUUUGCUCUUAUUCUAUUUUAAUCUGGCAGGUAGGUCUUCGUGUUUUUUAAUUAGGCCUGUUGCACUUUUAUGUGUGUUACUUAGCAGUGAAAUGAAAAUGUUAUGCUUGUAUUAUAACAAUAUUUAUCUGAGAAUAUUCAUAAAGAACUUAAAACCGAAUCUUCUUUGGUGUUGUAGUUAUUUAAGACUUUAAUUAAAUGUCCACACGG